AUGAUAUUUCAAAAUGACGGUGCUCCUUGCCAUUUUGAAAGACAAGUGAGGGAGCACCUCAACAGAACUGUCCCAGGAAGGUGGAUUGGGCGUGCAGGGCCAAUCGAAUGGCCUGCACGCUCACCAGAUUUAAACCCUAUAGAUUUUUUUAUUUGGGGAUUCUACAAAGAGAUGGUGUAUGCUAGAGAAAUUAAUUCGGAAAAUGAAUUAAGGGAAAAAUUGAGACAGUGCGCAGAAAAAAUCGGAGAAAAUACGAAUGCUCUUCGAAGACUAAAAGCAAAUUUUUUAAGACGAUGUAGACUGUGUAUCAAAGUUAAUGGCCGCCAUUUCGAAAAUUUACUUUAA
Messenger RNA from Parnassius mnemosyne (clouded apollo), 345 nucleotides. The record is from the annotation of a GenBank genome assembly. NCBI's taxonomy places the organism in Eukaryota, Metazoa, Arthropoda, Insecta, Lepidoptera, Papilionidae.